AUGGGAGGAAGAACUGAAUGUGAACUUAAUUUAGCAAAGAAAAUUGAUGUCAGGAAUAGAAUCGAGCAAGGUAUGUACAGAGUUACAUUCCUUUAGUACUUUUGCUAUUUUAUUGUAUCCGGAACUGUAACAAUUCUAGCUGCAUUCAAUCUGUUUUCUGUUGAAAUUAAUGCAGAGUGCUAUUCAGCAAAGAGUGAACUUCAACAUAGAGUUACUACAACUAGAUAUUAAUCAGCUUAUAUGAUCACUCUACCUCUCUAAUUAGUAUUUGCUUAUUACCUCACUGAUACCGUCAGAGUUGGUUCUAUCAUGUUAUUCGCAGGAGGAAAUAAAUUAUUUGGAACUAUCUAUGUAGUUUUGCAGUUAAAUGAGUUUUUUGGAUUAGCUACCAUUGGAGUUUUAUACUAUUACAGAUAUUAUCAAUUUCAAACUAAGUUAUGCUCUGGUGAUAUAUCAGAUUUCUAUUUCGAUGCAACUUUGAUUAAUAGGGGAACGUUUUUAAAAGCAAUGCUAUACCUAAUGCCAAUAUACUAUGCAGUGUAGAUCUUCUUACAUGUUAUCCUUAGUUUUCUAGUUCUCUUUAGUACGUCAAAAAAGAGAAAAUCAGACUGGUUUGAUGAAAAGGGAAGACCUUACACUUAUAGACACUAAAAAGAGAAUAUGAAGACUUACAGAGCGACAAUGUCGAGACCAUGGACAUUUUUCAUUGUGAAUUGCGCAUUUAUUUUAGUAGUACUGGUAAUGCAUCCAUAUUAUAUUGUAACUAACAUUGAUGCUAUUAAAGAUUUCUACGUUUAUAUAUUCAUAGUUAUUGAAAUCCCUCUCAUAAUAUACUGUGCUUUUAAUAUAAUGUUUCUGAGUUGUGUAACAAUGGAAGAAUACCUAAGAAAACUUUUAAAAUACAGAUAUUUUAUGAUAGAUUUGAUUAUCCUUCCAAUCAUUGGAGGAAUGAUUGCCACAAUUUAUAAAUAUGUAGAAGCGAAAAAUGCUCUUGAUAAUCCGACUACUCUGACAUAUGCAUAACUUUUAAGCUAUCAAGACUAGAAAAAUGCCCAUUGGUUGUUCUUAUGGCUAUUCGUAUUUUCUCUGAUAUAGUGUAUUGGAUUCAUUUUCUUCUCAAAGAUUCUACAUUCCUUCUAUUUUGAUAAAUAAUAUUGA
Molecule: messenger RNA, 1158 nt
Organism: Stylonychia lemnae
Lineage: Eukaryota; Ciliophora; Spirotrichea; Sporadotrichida; Oxytrichidae
Source: the annotation of a GenBank genome assembly